Messenger RNA from Dendrobium catenatum, 2137 nucleotides. RefSeq names its product GTPase HflX. NCBI's taxonomy places the organism in Eukaryota, Viridiplantae, Streptophyta, Magnoliopsida, Asparagales, Orchidaceae. The transcript is spliced from 14 exons. Bases 125 to 1780 code for a protein of 551 amino acids. Gene Ontology annotation, molecular function: GTP binding; ribosome binding. Gene Ontology annotation, cellular component: cytoplasm. The record is from RefSeq and is a predicted model, not a curated record.
GCAGCUCGGCGAAGCAGGCUGCGAGGACGUUACUUCUGCUCCUACAAGAUCUUCUGAGUUGGUGAAAUCUGAGCCAAAGAAAAAAUUACUAGGAGAAACUCUUUCAAAAGCUUGAAACACCAUCAUGAUCGGAGUUUGCCGCUUGCUUGCUGCGAUUUCUCCAACAACGGCGGUUCCUUCCAUUCCUUCUCGACCCGCGAAACCCUACUCCUUCCACUCGUUCACUGGGAUUAAGCUAUCCAAGGGUGGAAUAUGUCAUCUUGCGAUGCCCUGGAGAGCCGGAACCCUAAAAGAUGCCACGGAGGUGGAAAUCGAAACCGAUAAUGUUGCAGAUAUGGCGGAGGUUAACGGAUUACCAGAUUUGGAGAGGAAAUUGGAGGGGAAGGAGGAGGAAGAGAUUAUGGAGGGUUUACAUUCUCAUGGAGAGUUUUUUGGGAGGAAAAAGAGGAAAGCCGUUGAUUUAGAUGUCAACAACUACGAUAGAUUUAAGAUGAACAACGGCAGAGAGGUGUUUGAGGAAAAAGCAUACCUAGUUAGUGUUGAAUCUAAAGAUACCGAAGCUGAUAAUUUCGGAAUUGAAGAAUCUCUUAAGGAGCUUGCACAAUUAGCAGACACUGCAGGUCUUUUGGUCGUUGGUAUGACACAUCAGAAGCUUGCGGCUCCAAAUCCUAAGACAUAUAUUGGAUCUGGAAAGGUUGCUGAAAUAAAGAGUGCAGUUCAUGCUCUUGAUGUAGAAACAGUAAUUUUUGAUGAUGAGUUGUCUGCUGGGCAAUUGCGAAAUUUGGAAAAAGCUUUUGGUGGAGAUAUUCGUGUUUGUGAUCGUACUUCACUCAUUCUGGACAUCUUUAAUCAGAGGGCUGCAACGCAUGAAGCAGCUUUACAGGUUUCUUUGGCACAAAUGGAAUAUCAACUUCCACGCCUAACAAAAAUGUGGACUCACCUUGAACGCCAAGCAGGAGGCAAGGUUAAGGGAAUGGGUGAAAAACAAAUUGAAGUAGAUAAGCGUAUUUUGCGUACUCAAAUAGGAAUUUUAAAGAAAGAGCUGGAAUCUGUCAGAAAACAUCGGAAAUUAUAUCGCAAUCGUCGUUUAUCUGUUCCUAUUCCUGUUGUAUCUCUUGUUGGAUAUACAAAUGCUGGGAAGAGCACGCUGCUUAAUCAUUUGACUGGAGCAGAUGUUCUAGCUGAAGAUCGUUUAUUUGCUACAUUAGAUCCUACUACUAGAAAGGUUCAGAUGAGCAAUGGUAGACAAUUUCUUCUUACAGAUACUGUUGGGUUCAUACAAAAGCUACCUACCAUGUUGGUUGCUGCAUUCAGGGCUACAUUGGAGGAAAUUUCUGAAUCAUCCCUUUUAGUUCAUGUGGUGGAUAUCAGUCAUCCUUUAGCACAACAACAAACUGAUGCAGUGGACAAGAUUCUGCAAGAAUUGGAUGUGGCUUCUAUUCCAAAGCUGGUGGUGUGGAACAAGGUUGACAAGACUGAUGAUCCUUGCAAAGUAAAACGCGAAGCAGAAAAGAAAGGAAUCCUCUGCAUAUCAGCUACCAUUGGUGAUGGGUUGGAGCAAUUCUGUGAUGCAGUUCAAGCAAAAUUGAGGGAGUCAAUGGUACUAGUGGAAGCUUUUCUUCCAUAUGGCAAGAGUGACCUCCUCAAUACUAUUCAUCAUGUUGGAAUAGUAGAGAAAACAGAAUAUAUGGAGAAUGGGACGAGAGUCCGAGCAUAUGUUCCUCUGCCAUUAGCAAGGUCGCUCACACCGAUGAGGCAACAAGUGGCUUCAGCUCUCUAGAGAUAAAUGCAUAGAUGUAUCUCUUGUGCGGGGGAAAUUAUUAGGUACGGACAUUCAAUUAAAACUUGCCACGUGGACUGUGCUUUGACUGCUCUUUAACUCCGGUUUAGGUGCGCUUUACUUGUGCUUUUGACGCGCUUGACAAAAUUUUACGGACACGUGUACAUUUUACAUGUCAAUAUGUUAUUGGUGUUCAUAUGUAUUUCUACGUCCGGUAACCGGGCCUAAUAAUUUACCCUUGUGGGGAGCCAUUGUUUAAGGAAGGGGAAGCGUUAUUGUAUUUCUAUAUCUGAACAGUUAUCCUGACAAAUAACUAAACAAGAAUGUUGCUCCAGUGCAAAGAAAUUGGUAUUAUUA